Messenger RNA from Solenopsis invicta (red fire ant), 2631 nucleotides. RefSeq names its product ABC transporter G family member 20. Gene Ontology annotation, cellular component: membrane. Gene Ontology annotation, molecular function: ATP binding; ATP hydrolysis activity; ABC-type transporter activity. The record is from RefSeq and is a predicted model, not a curated record. NCBI's taxonomy places the organism in Eukaryota, Metazoa, Arthropoda, Insecta, Hymenoptera, Formicidae. Bases 541 to 2631 code for a protein of 696 amino acids. The transcript has 14 exons.
AUUUUUUUAGCUUUAUCUCCUGAGAGUGAGAGAUUUCUUAGCGUCUUAUUGUCGCGUGACUUAAAGCUUAAAGUAUAGAGAAUAAUAUAUUUCUAAGAAAGCAAAAACAUAAAAACUAUAGAAAACGUAAGAGUACAAAUUCUUCAAAAAAUAAAACGCAGUUAUUAUUAUUUCUUUUUUUUUACAUUUUUAUUACAAUAGCCGCAAAUGUGCUGUUUAAACUUUACGAAUUUUUUUCUUUCUGUCUCCUUAAAUUGCCAAGACUUCUCCUUUUCUUCCCUUAAAUUUGUAUCAUACUAAGGACGCCGCGCUUUUAACGACAAGCUCUGAUGUGCAUCUUAGAAAUUAAUAUAUUAAUUGCAAUAAAUUAUUUUUUAUUAAUUACCAAUUAUGAAAAUUGCUGUCACAAAGAUAAAAUAAAAUAUUCUGUAAAAUGUCUCGCUAUUAAAAAUUGAUGGAGUAUCAGUGAAUCUUUAGCUUGCAAGUUCUCGUCCUAUUUUAGUUCGGUAGCUGAUCGUACACUCAUCACCAUUUUGCAAAAUGGUGCAGGAAGAGGCGGUGAUCGUAAGGAAUGCUGUAAAGCGUUAUGGAAAAGAGAAAUUGGUGUUCAACGGUCUGAAUAUGACCGUUUCAAGGGGCUCCAUAUAUGGAUUGUUGGGAGCCAGCGGAUGCGGCAAGACUACCCUGUUGUGCUGCGUCGUUGGGAUUCGGUAUUUCGACAGCGGAGAGGUGUGGGUCUUGGGGGGUACUCCGGGUAGCAAAGGAUCCGGAAUUCCUGGGCCUCGAGUGGGUUACAUGCCGCAAGAUAUCUCCUUGGUAGGAGAAUUUACCGUGAGAGAUGCCUUUUAUUACUUCGGCAGGAUCAACGGACUCGAUGAUAAAGAGAUCGAGGCAAAACAGGUUUUCUUUUCGGAGUUUCUUCAAUUACCCCCGUUGGAUCGCCUGGUGAGGAACAUGAGUGGAGGUCAACAAAGAAGGCUUUCCUUUGCCGCCGCGUUGAUCCACAGCCCCGAGCUUCUAAUUUUGGAUGAACCUACUGUGGGAUUGGAUCCAAUUUUAAGGGAAAAUAUUUGGGCUUACCUGACAAAAAUUACGCAGGAGGAAGGUGUCACUGUGCUGAUUACAACGCAUUAUAUCGAAGAACCUAAAAAUGCUGAUAAAAUCGGUUUAAUGAGACGUGGUAAAUUACUGGCGGAAUCGGCACCACAUGAAUUGCUGGAACAAUUUCAAUCCUCAUCCUUAGAUGAGGUUUUCUUGAAUCUGUGCGAUGUACAGGAUAAUGCCAUCACUUUGAAUAAAAGGUCUCGAGGAUCCAAAGGGGAUACUAAUAGCGACGUUUUAUAUCAAGAUAAAUACAGGGAAACAAAAGAAAUCUCGGAGUGCAAAACAAUUUCGAGACGUCAAGUUUCGCGACUGAAAAUAUUUAAAGCUCUACUAGCAAAGAACGGUAUUCAAUUUUUGCGUUAUUACACAGGCUUAGUUUUCGCAGUGUUCUUCCCGAUAGUUCAAUCCGGUAUGUUCCUUGUGGCCAUUGGUAACGAUCCGAAAGGCAUCAAAAUUGGAAUUAUGAACAAAGAAGCUGGCAACUGCGAUUUCGGCAACAAUUUUGGCAAUGUUUGGAGUGACGAAAGCAUCUGUCACUUUGGCAAUCUCAGCUGUAGAUUUCUACACAAUUUUGACGAUUCAAUCGCGAUUAAGGAAUAUUAUGAAGACUUUUUCGAGGCAAAGCGUGAUGUACAGAAUGGAAAACUCUGCGGUAUAAUGUAUUUUAGUCAAAACUUUUCCAAAGGUCUGCAAAGGCGAUUAGAAUAUGCUUCUUUGACGGAGGAUUCCGAUCUUUACGCCAGUCAGAUUCAAGUUUUCCUCGAUAUGGGUGAUAGAGAAAUUGGGCUUUUUAUUCAGAAAAAGCUAUUCGAUCGUUUUAUGGAUAUUUAUGAAGAUAUUAUGAGAGAUUGCAACUAUAUGGCAAAAUUCGUCUAUUCGCCCAUUCGAUUUGAAGAUCCCAUUUAUGGUACGAAUAAUCUCGAUUAUACAGAUUUCAUGUUACCAGGAUGCAUAACGUCAUUCGCCUUCUUUUUGGCCGUUACAGUCUCUACCAGCUUGAUAAUCACAGAUCGGUUGGAAGGUGUCUGGGAUCGAAGCGUGGUCCAAGGAGUCAAGACAGAAGAAAUCCUACUAUCUCACAUUCUUAUUCAGAGCGUCAUCAUAGUUAUUCACUGCAUCAUCAUAAUGCUCAUGUGCUUUGUUGUAUGGAGUGUGGAUUAUAAAGGAUCGAUAUUCGUCAUAUACUUCUUUCUAUUUCUCAAUGGCUUGUGUGGAUUGAUGUUCGGUUUUGUCAUCUCCGUUACGUGCAAAAAUCACACUAUGGCAUAUUACGCUUCGGCCGGAAGCUUUUUUCUGCUAGUAAUACUUAGUGGAAGUAUGUGGCCGUUAGAGGGAAUGCCAAAAUUACUUCGCUGGUUUUGUUACGUAGUGCCAACUACCUUGCCCUCCAUAUCCAUGAGAGGACUCAUUUACAAAGGUUCUUCUAUAUUUGAGUGGCAAAUUUUAAUUGGUUUCUUUAUAAAUUUAGGAUGGAUAUCAUUUUUUUUUCUUGUAAUUAUAUUAAGUUUAAGACAGAAAACUUCAUGA